AUGGCGGACAUGGACAGGACGAAGCCCUGGGUGGUCAUGCCACUGUACUACUACCCACUGGACGAGGCCACAUGGAAGCCGCUGUACGACGCCGCCGCGUCCUACCCCGACGUCAACUUCCUCGUCGUCGUCAACCCCAACAGCGGCCCUGGGACGGAGCCGCUCCCCGGCAAAGACUACGCCCGCGAGGUGCCGCGGCUCAACGCCUUCCCCAACGUCCACGCCGUCGGCUACGUGCGCGUCGACUACUGCAGGAAGCCUCUGGCCGACGCCUGCGCCGAGAUUGACCGCUACGCCCGCUGGCGCCGGCACCCCGACGCGCCGCCGGGCCUCCACGUCGAGGGCAUCUACGUCGACGAGACGCCCAACCACUACUCGCCCUCGGCGGCGCGGUACCUCGACCACGUCCGCCGCCUCGUCAAGGCCAGCGACGGCCUGGCCGGCGAGCGCUCGACGGUCGUGCACAACCCCGGGACGCCCCCGGAGGGCGAGCUCGCGUCAUUUGGGGACCCUGACCUGGUGUGCGUCUGCGAGGAGCCGUACCACCUCUUCCAGGGGGACGGCCUGCAGAGGCGCCUGGUCGACUGGGCGCCCGAACACGAGCGCUGCGUGUACCAGAUCUCGGGCGUGCCCCAGGACGAGCUGCCCGCCGCCGUGCACGACCUGUGCCGCCGCGGCCGGUACGUCUUCGCCACCGACCUGGUCGACGACUUUUACGAGAGUUUUGGGCCCAGCUGGCCCGGUUUUGUGGCCGCCAAUGAAUCGCCCCAGCUCUUCGUCUGUGCGCCGUGGCGUCGCGCCAAGGCACCUCUUCCAACUCUCGCCUUGGCCGGAAGCGCUCCCGGACGGCAUUUGGACCACAGUGGCGUCAAGGAUCGAUGGUAUUCGCGCUCGUGGAGCACCCGCUUGUCCAGCUCGUCCUGGUCUUGCCCUGUUUCAUCUCGCCUUGCUGUCCGCUGGUUGGCCGACUAG
This is a messenger RNA of Metarhizium robertsii ARSEF 23, 972 nucleotides long. Its product is annotated as cell surface protein. Bases 1 to 972 code for a protein of 323 amino acids. Lineage: Eukaryota; Fungi; Ascomycota; Sordariomycetes; Hypocreales; Clavicipitaceae. The transcript has 4 exons. The record is from RefSeq and is a predicted model, not a curated record.